Myxocyprinus asiaticus (Chinese sucker) is the source of this 2083-nucleotide messenger RNA. RefSeq names its product geranylgeranyl transferase type-2 subunit beta. Gene Ontology annotation, molecular function: Rab geranylgeranyltransferase activity. The transcript has 9 exons. Bases 75 to 1070 code for a protein of 331 amino acids. NCBI's taxonomy places the organism in Eukaryota, Metazoa, Chordata, Actinopteri, Cypriniformes, Catostomidae. Gene Ontology annotation, biological process: protein geranylgeranylation. Gene Ontology annotation, cellular component: Rab-protein geranylgeranyltransferase complex. The record is from RefSeq and is a predicted model, not a curated record.
UAAUAUAGUGACGUAAUAUAUAUGCGACUACUGAGAAGCCAGCCUGUAGUUCACGCUCUUGUUUCUCCGUCAGAAUGGGGACCCAGGUUAAAGAUGUGGUCAUUAAUCCUGAUGCUCCAAACACCCUCUUCCUGGACAAACAUGCUGACUAUAUUGCAGCCUAUGGUUCCAAGAAGGAUGAUUAUGAGUACACACUGUCGGAGUACUUGAGGAUGAGUGGUAUUUACUGGGGCCUUACAGUAAUGGACCUGAUGGGUCAGCUCUCUCGAAUGAACCGUGAGGAGAUCAUAGAGUUCAUCAAGUCCUGCCAGCAUGACUGCGGAGGCAUCAGCGCCAGCACUGGCCACGACCCACAUCUCCUCUACACCCUCAGCGCUGUACAGAUCCUGUCCUUGUAUGAUAGCAUCAGUGACAUUGAUGUGAACAAAGUGGUGGACUAUGUCAAAGGACUGCAGCAGGAGGACGGCUCAUUCGCUGGGGACAAAUGGGGGGAAAUAGAUACACGCUUUUCCUUUUGUGCGGUUGCGACAUUGGCACUUCUGGGCAAGUUGGAUGCUAUCAACGUAGAUAAAGCAGUGGAGUUUGUACUCUCCUGUAUGAAUUUUGAUGGUGGAUUUGGUUGCAGGCCUGGUUCAGAGUCUCACGCUGGUCAGAUUUACUGCUGUACAGGUUUUCUGUCCAUCACUGGGCAACUCCAUAAGGUCAAUGCUGAUCUGUUGGGCUGGUGGCUCUGUGAAAGACAGUUGCCAUCAGGAGGCCUGAAUGGGAGACCAGAGAAGCUACCUGAUGUCUGCUAUUCCUGGUGGGUUCUUGCCUCUUUGAAGAUCAUUGGCAGAAUUCACUGGAUCGACAAAGCAAAACUGCGUACUUUUAUUCUUGCCUGCCAGGAUGAAGAGACCGGAGGCUUCGCUGACAGGCCUGGAGACAUGGUGGAUCCUUUCCACACUCUGUUUGGUGUAGCUGGGCUGUCUUUGCUGGGAGAUGAGCAGAUCAAACCAGUGAACCCUGUGUUUUGCAUGCCUGAGGAUGUGCUUCAGAGGAUUGGCCUCCAACCAGACUUGCUGAGCUAAGUUUAAAUAUUCAGCACGGCCAUUUUUCUCCCCUCCUUUUCCCUGUGCAGCCGGCCCUGUUCUGAAACCAGCAAACCGUAACCGUAGAAAGCACUGCACAUUGCUGUCAUCUUCAACCAAUGAUAGGAGCAUGAUUCAGAGGGACCAAGGACUUUAGAAACCUCUAAAACAAUCUAAAGAGACUUACUGUGUCCUUUUGUUUUGUGAAUUGUUCUCAUUAUGGAUGUACAGUAUGUGUGCAGGCCCUUAAGAGCUUUUUUCUGGAUGUACUCUUUGUUUCUUUAAAAAUGCUGGUCAGAGAGAUACAUCAGGACUUCACAGCUUUCACUGUAUAUGUUUAAAUGUGUUAAUUUAUGUAACUAAUUCAGGAGGUCACUUUCUUGGUUUUAACCAGUGGAAAGUUUCAUAAAUGAGGGGAGAGAUGUCUUGUCUGUAAUAGCCUUUUCAAAAUGGGUACGCAAGAAAAAGUCCAUUAUAUGCUGAAAAGGGGCAUCUAGUGCAUUUAUAUAGGUUACAUCACACUUCAAGCAGCAUAAACUUUUCAUGCAUUUGAGUAAUUUUAUUAGCUAAUUGUUUUAUUGUAGUUUAGAAUUAAUGUAAUGUUAAUAUCCUAAAACUCUUUUCACUAAUGCAGUUUAGAUAUUUUUAACUUCUAAAGUUUUUACACAAUCUAAAGAGCCCUUUCAUUCAGAUUGUUUAAAAAAAUAAGUUAUAUAAAAUAUGAAUAUUUAUAUAAGGAAUUAGAACUGGUUCUUGCGGAUAAAUUGUUGUCAGGUGUGACUUAAUUAAUCUGUUGGUGUUCUCCCCAAGGAAUCGAAUACUCAUCAACACAAGUGCUUCUGAAACCGAUUCUGAAGAAACUUUGAUGGCUUGCUGUUAUUUGCUGUUAUUCACUAGUGCUUACUUGCAUUUAUCAAUGUUGAUAUCAUAUAUAAAAUCAUUACAUUGAAAUGCUUACCAGUUUUUCAUUCAAUCAAGCUGGCUGAGGUUCUCAAUAAAUCUCUAAGGUUGUA